Molecule: messenger RNA, 751 nt
Organism: Spathaspora passalidarum NRRL Y-27907
Lineage: Eukaryota; Fungi; Ascomycota; Pichiomycetes; Serinales; Debaryomycetaceae
Gene: RPL9B
Product: 60S ribosomal protein uL6
Exons: 1
Coding region: 10-585 (191 amino acids)
Biological process (GO): cytoplasmic translation
Cellular component (GO): cytosolic large ribosomal subunit; ribosome
Molecular function (GO): structural constituent of ribosome; rRNA binding
Source: RefSeq, a predicted model, not a curated record
GUCAUCACAAUGAAGUACAUUCAAACCGAUCAAAUCUUAGACAUUCCAGAAGGUGUUACCGUUGACAUCAAGGCCAGAACCAUCAAGGUCACUGGUCCAAGAGGUGUUUUAACCAAGGAAUUAAAGCACAUUGAUGUUACCUUCAACAAGAUUAACAACAGAGCUGUUAAGAUCACUGUCCACAAUGGUGACAGAAAGCACGUUGCUGCUUUAAGAACCGUCAAGUCUUUGAUUGCUAACUUGAUCACCGGUGUUACCAAGGGUUACAAGUACAAGAUGAGAUUCGUCUAUGCGCAUUUCCCAAUCAAUGUCAACAUUGUUGAAACUGAUGGUCAAAAGUUUGUUGAAAUCAGAAACUUCUUGGGUGAAAAGAGAGUCAGACAAGUUAAGAUCCAUGAUGGUGUCACCAUGGAAAUUUCUACUGCUCAAAAGGAUGAAUUAAUUGUUUCCGGUAACUCCUUGGAAGCUGUUUCUCAAAACGCUGCUGAUAUCCAACAAAUCUGUCGUGUUAGAAACAAGGAUAUCCGUAAGUUCUUGGAUGGUAUUUAUGUUUCUGAACGUGGUACUAUUGUUGAAGAAAUCUAAAUGAAGGUAUAACUAAUUUAAUUAAUACACUUAUUUUAUAUUUCAUGAUUUUUUAGUUGAUUCAAAGGUUUUUAUAGGUUAUUUUAUGGGGAUUAACCCGGGAAUUUGUUUCAACUUUAGUGGAUCGUUACCGAGCCUCAAAUUAUAAUAUAGAGCCACCAACGAU